Trifolium pratense (red clover) is the source of this 2906-nucleotide messenger RNA. Its product is annotated as peptidyl-prolyl cis-trans isomerase CYP95-like. The record is from RefSeq and is a predicted model, not a curated record. The coding region runs from base 209 to 2587 and encodes 792 amino acids. Gene Ontology annotation, biological process: protein peptidyl-prolyl isomerization. Lineage: Eukaryota; Viridiplantae; Streptophyta; Magnoliopsida; Fabales; Fabaceae. Gene Ontology annotation, molecular function: peptidyl-prolyl cis-trans isomerase activity. The transcript is spliced from 14 exons.
AGUAAUAAUAAUAUUUGAGAAAGAAGAUUAAUGGACUGUAAUAAUCCCUCCCAAGCCCAAUCCAUUUUAUAGGCCUUAAUAGAACCCUAAAACAAGCCGCUGCAACAACUACACAACCAACUUGGAGUGUGGAACUCAACUCCACUUCCCCGGAAAACGCAAUCAGACUUCAUCGUCGUAGCAAGGAAAUCCGCCACCAACAACAGCUAUGGCAAAGAAAAAGAAUCCUAUGGUGUUUAUGGAUGUGUCUAUUGAUGGAGAUCCUGUUGAAAGGAUGGUUUUUGAGCUUUUCUAUGAUGUUGCUCCAAAGACUGCAGAAAAUUUCCGUGCAUUAUCUACAGGAGAGAGAGGUGUCAGUCCUAAUACUGGAAAAUCGCUGCACUACAAGGGUUCUUUCUUCCAUCGUGUUAUAAAAGGCUCCAUUGUGAAGGGUGGUGAUUUUGUCAAUCGUAAUGGGACAGGUGGAGAAAGCAUAUAUGGUUCAAACUUCCCAGACGAGUCACCUAGGCUUAAGCAUGAUGCCCCUGGGCUUUUGUCCAUGGCGUUUGCGGACCGUGACACACUUGGUUCUCAUUUUAUCAUCACAUUGAAAGCAGAUCAUCAUCUUGAUAGGAAGCAUGUAGUCUUUGGGAAGCUCGUUGAAGGGCUUCAAGUAUUGAAGAGAAUUGAAGAUGUGGGUGAUGAGGAAGGACAUCCAACUGUAACUGUUAAAAUCAUUAAUUGUGGUGAAUAUAAUGACGAUGGGAAGAUGGUAAAUAAAUCAAAAACUGGAAAGGGUGGAUCCAGCGAAGGGGAUAAUCAUGAAACACGCAAGAAGGGAAAGCACAAAAGAUCUUCAAAAGAUCGAAGGAAGAGGAGAAGAUACCACUCAUCUGAAUCCGAGAGUUCUUCAGAUUCAGACACGGAAUCUUCGGAAACUAGUGAUUCUGACUCAGAUUUGUCUUCGUCAUCUGAUCUAAGUUCAUCUAGUGAUGACAGACGAAGAAAGAGAAAGAGAUCUAAGAAAGAUAAAUAUAAACGCGGAAAAAAGAGAGAUCAACGUCGUGAAAAAAAGCGAAGAAGAAGGGAUAAGAGGUCGAAGCGUAGAUCAAAAAGGGAAUCUGGCAGUGAUUCAGAUAGUGAGAGUAACAGUAGCUCUGAUGGUGAAAGUCUCGAUACUCAACAGAAAGAGAUGAAGCGAAAAGUCCGUUCUCAGAAGAAAGCUGAAAUGAAGUCUCCCUCAGUUGUGGAGAAAGAUAUACCUACCAUCCAUCAUAAAAAGGAAGAGGUGGCUAUGCCAGAGAGUAAGGAAACUAUUGUAAAGGAAAAUGGAGAGCGGCAUAGCAAUGGUACUGGAGCUGCCUAUAGAUCUGACAGAAGUGAAGAGAGGCAGCCUGACGUGAUGGAUGAUCAUUUGGGAAAAUCUAGGAGUCGAAGCAUGAGCCCUACACGACCCAUGAGUAAGAGUAUGAGUAUUAGUCCGAGGAGGACUAGGAGCAAGAGCCGUAGCAUUACCCCGAAAAGAAGAUUGAGCAAAAGUCCCAGUCUUAGUAUAAGUCCUAUUCGUCCAUCAAGGAGGAGUUUGAGCAGGAGUCCUGUUAGAAUAAUCGGCAGGAGGAGUCAAAACAGAAGCAUCAGCAGGAGCCCAGUAAGGGGCAGGAACGGGAGAAAUGUCAGUAGAAGUCCUGUGAUAACUCGUCCUCUUAAAAGUGUCAGCAAGAGCCCUGUAAGAUCCCGCCGGAGCAGGAGUUCUCCCAGAGCAUCGUCACGAAAAGCAAUCAGUAGAAGCCCUGCAAGAGUGUCAAGAAAGAGUGUAAGUCGCAGUCCGGUUAGAUCACCUGCAAGAAGCUUAAGUAAAAGCCCUGUAAGAGUGUCAAGAAAGAGUUUAAGUCGCAGUCCAGUUAGAUCAACUGCAAGAAGCUUAAGUAGAAGCUCUGGUAGGGUCCCAUCAAAGAGAAGCAUUAGCCGGAGUCCUGUCAGGGCACCCAGUAGAAGCAAUCGCCGCAGUUAUUCUAGAAGUCCAAGCCCUGUACGUAGAAGGUCAUCUCAUGGGGGUAGUUUGUCUAGGAGUGCUUCACCUGAUGCUUCGCCAAAGCGUAUUAGAAGGGGAAGAGGUUUCAGUGAACGAUACUCCUACGCAAGAAGGUAUAGAACCCCUUCUCGGUCUCCUGUGAGGUCAUACCGGUACAAUGGAAGAGUUGAUCGUGACAGAUAUUCAAAUUACAGAAGGUAUUCACCUAGGCGUUUCAGAAGCCCACCACCACGUGGAAGAACUCCUCCAAGGUACCGAAGGAGGAGCAGAACACCAUCUGUCUCGCCCAGCCCACGCUACCGAGCUCGACGAUAUAGCAGAAGCCGCAGCCCAGUUCGCAUUCGUUCCCCAGUUCGGAGUAUUUCUCCAGAUCGGUCUCACCCCUCUCCUCGUGUAGAAAGGCAUUCAUCAUAUUCCCGGAGCAGGAGUCCAGUGAAAUCCAGGUCUUUUGUAGAAUCACCAUCUCCACGAAAAGCAAGCAGAGACAGAAGGUCAGGGUCAUCAUCCAGAAGUCCAGAUGGAAAGAAAGGCUUGGUCUCAUAUGGUGAUGGUUCUCCAGACUCGGGCCAAAGGUGAAAAUACUUGGUCCCAAUAGUUGUGGUUGGUUUAUCUUCUUUUGAGCUCAUGGCUUCUAUAUUUGAACUUCACCUUCUGCUUUGUUUGCAUGCUGGAAUUUGUGGAUGUCCUGUUUGUAUUUUCUUUGUAAACAGCAAUGACAUGUUGAAAGAUUCUAAUGCUAGAAUAAGUAAGACAGUACUUAUGAAAUUAGGAUGUGGUCUUAGUAGUGGAGUUAUGCUGUAUUUGGUGGAUUUGGGGACACUGUCUUUGCCUGCCAUGUUUUCUGUAGCACAAGCAUUUGAGUUGAAUUUAUUAAAUUUUGGCAACGGUUGUUAGA